Scophthalmus maximus (turbot) is the source of this 6598-nucleotide messenger RNA. RefSeq names its product crumbs cell polarity complex component 2a (gene crb2a). Bases 481 to 4893 code for a protein of 1470 amino acids. Gene Ontology annotation, cellular component: protein-containing complex; plasma membrane. Gene Ontology annotation, biological process: heterophilic cell-cell adhesion; establishment or maintenance of epithelial cell apical/basal polarity. Lineage: Eukaryota; Metazoa; Chordata; Actinopteri; Pleuronectiformes; Scophthalmidae. The record is from RefSeq and is a predicted model, not a curated record. The transcript has 13 exons. Gene Ontology annotation, molecular function: calcium ion binding.
GGGGGGGGGGUCCUGCGUGGGGUUAGUAUCGGUUAGACCAACGCUGAAUUUAUUGUCACUGAAAACACAACCCUUCAGUCUAUUCAAAGAAUCAAGAAGUGAGAUGGGAUGAAGCCUUAACAAUUCGUCUACUUGGACCUUAUGCAUGUGUCAUUUAAUAAACUUUCUUCUUCACUUCACCUACAAUCUCCAGUGUAACUGUACUCGAACAGCAGCUGGGAGAUUGAGCGUCAGUAUUGGCAGGGGGUUAGUCCAGCUCGUGUUUUGCUGUUGCCUCUCGGCUCUUAUGGCUGAUUACACUCGGAGCAGGGAGGGCUGCGAGUUUGAGUCUCAUCACCAGCCAAGCAUGGGCAGUGUGUAGCGUGCAGCCUCUGAGCACAGGCCAACAGCGACUCAGCAGCAUGCCACAACCGUAGGACCUCUCCUUUCUCCUUCUCAACACAACAUCCCGUCGUCCCAUAUUGAAUCAGUGGCGUUACCAUGGAGCUGGGAAGAGUUCAUCUGAACCUCAAGACAGUGCUGCUGACCAUGAUGAUGUUCAAGUGGGGAAUCUUCUGCACCGCCACAUCGGACAAAUGCUUGUCUGCACCUUGCCAGAAUGGAGCAACCUGUGUGGACACCAUGGACGACUACGCCUGCAUCUGUGCCAGGGAGGAGGUGCGAUACAUGGGCAAAGACUGUGAUGAACUCUAUAACGCCUGCUCCUUUGCACAGUGUGAAGACUGUAUCACCACCCCUGGUACCACAGAGUACUACUGCAUCUGCCCGGACGGACUCACAGGCGAUAAUUGCACACACGACGUGGACGAGUGUCAAAGCGACCCCUGCUCCGAACCCCGCUCCAUGUGUGUCGACCAGCUCAACGGAUACUUCUGCAGGUGUCCGGCCGGGUUCGGAGGACAAGACUGCAGGACUCAUAUAACUGACUGCGUCGACGAACCCUGCAGUAACAAUGGGACUUGUGUAUUGCGAGCAGAGGGCUUCGUAUGCCACUGUGCAUCGGGUUUCAAGGGGAAGACUUGUGAGGAAGAUGUGGAUGAGUGUUUAUCGGAGCCUUGUCAAAAUGGAGCCAUCUGUGUGGAUGGAGUGGCAGAGUUCCACUGCUUCUGUGUGCCUGGUUUCCAGGGCUUCAACUGUGAAAUCGACAUCAACGAGUGCGCCUCAAGACCCUGCGAGAACAAUGGCACAUGUAUCAACGAGAAGGACCACUACGAGUGCGAAUGCCUGGAAGGGUUUGCGGGAGUCAACUGUGAAAUUGAAAUCGACGAGUGUGAGUCCAGUCCCUGCCACAACGCAGCCACCUGCCAUGACCUGAUCGGCAUGUACUCGUGUGAAUGUCAGCCGGGGUUUGAUGGCGUCUACUGCGAGGUGGAUGUCGAUGAGUGCGCCAGUGCUCCCUGUCAGAACGAGGCUGUGUGUCGGGACAUGGUGAACAGCUAUGAAUGUGACUGCAGUGAUACCGGUUUCCAUGGCGACCACUGUGAAGUGGACAUCCCAGAGUGUGCCUCCGAUCCCUGCCAGCACGGGGCCACGUGUUUAGAGGGAGUCAAAGGAUACACCUGCCUCUGCUGGCCAGGUUAUGAGGGGCCGAACUGUGAGACGGACGUGGACGAGUGCGCCGAGCAGCCGUGCGAGAGCGGCGGCGAGUGUUUUGAGCGCUCUGAUCUGUCUCACUGGGAGAUGGAGUGGGAGCUGAGCUUUGCCGAUGCAGCCGGAUACAUUUGUCAGUGUCAGCCCGGGUUCGCGGGAGAGAACUGCUCAGUGAACAUCGACGAGUGCGAGUCGGAGCCCUGUCAGAAUGGAGGCACCUGUGAGGAUCAGAUCAACGGCUACGCCUGCGCCUGCGGCCUUGGAUUCUUGGGCGAGCUGUGCGAAGUGGACGUCGAUGAGUGCGAGAGCCAGCCGUGUCAGAACGGGGGCCGGUGUGAAGACGGCAGGGCGUCCUACACCUGCCACUGUCCCGAGGCGGAGCCGGGGGAACUUCCUUGGGGAGGAGAUCACUGCGGCGUGAGGCUCCACGGCUGCGUGGACCACGAGUGCCAGAACGGAGCCGCCUGUCGUCCGCGGCUGGACGGCGGGGAACACAGCCACGAGUGCGUAUGCCCUCACGGCUUCUAUGACGAGCAGUGCUCCACCAGAACGACGUUCUCCUUCUCCAGCCCGGGAUUCAUUCACAUCCAGGUUCCUCUGGGGGAGAGGACCCGAAGGGAGGUCGAGCACCGCGCUCACAGAGGCUUUGGGCUUCAGCUGCGCUUCCGGACCACUCUACCCAACAUGUUGCUCAUCUACAGGGGGGACGGGGACAGCCACUUCCUCCUGGAGAUUGUGAACGGCGGUCUUCGGGCGAGAGCUUUUUCUGAGGAGACUGAACUGGACGUAACGUUUCCUGGCUCGGUGAGUGAUGGGGACUGGCGAGAUGCUCAUGUGUUGGUAGGCGGUGGAGGUCUGGUUUUGAUACUGAAGGGCCCUGGCUGCGACAGGGACGGGUGCAGAGUUGUGGAUGCUGGUACGGAUGAGUUGCCCUUCCAGCCCUCGGAAGCCUUCACUCACGUUUAUGUAGGCGGGGCGCCACAAGAGCUUCUGGAGGGCUCAGCAAGUGGCGCAGGUUUCAUUGGAUGUAUGGAAGACCUGAUGGUAGACUCCAAGCCCAUCCUACCACACACCCUUCCACAGGACCAGGGGCACGAGCUCGGCUGUAGUAAGAGUGACUGGUGUGAGCCCGACCCCUGCCACGGACACGGACGCUGUGUGGACCUGUGGACCAGCUACCAGUGCGAGUGCUACCGUCCCUUCCACAGCGAGAGCUGCUCCGAAGAAUUCCCUUCAUGGACAUACAGCCAUGAGGACACGGUGAGUUUCCGUGCCUACAAUGUGGGUAAGAGCCUCGGGAGCAACUUCAACGUGUCCUUUUUCCUGAGGUCAUUGAAGCCGGACGGGCUGCUGUUCCAGCUCAGAAGACCUACGGAGGAGGACGGGGGAGACGUCUACUUCUCAAUCUACCUCGGGAUGGGGAGGGUUCUGGUCAGCUCUCUGCCCAGCAGUGCCCCACUGACGGCGCCAGUGUUUGUGACCACUGGUGAGAAGCAGCUGCUGCGCGUGGAAGUCCAACACAGGCGGGUGAUCUUUGAGCACGCCGGCCUCCGCUAUGGGAUCGGAGAGAUCCAUGAAGUGGACGUUAACAGCGGAGAUCAGGCCUAUGUAGGAGGGCUUCCGGGAGAUGUGGACUCUGACGGGUGGGGGGGGCAUUACAAAGGUUGCCUGCAGGACCUUCGCAUAGACUCGGCGCAUUUAGAUUUGGAUCCCUGGAACGGCCCCGAUGAGGAGAGCGUGUAUUUACCGAGCGAUGCUCAAAACGUGAAGAAGGGCUGCAUCAGUGAUGACACCUGCGAGAUGAAUCCUUGUCAGAACGGAGGUGAAUGCACCAUCACAUUCAAUGAUUUCACGUGUUCCUGUCUGGCGGAAUACACUGGGAAGACGUGCGAAACACGCGUAUGGUGUGUCAGUGAUCCUUGUGUCAACGGCGGCCACUGCGUGGACCUCCCUGAUGGAUACGAAUGUGUGUACAAUGCCACGUUUGAGAACAAUCCUGUGCAGUACAGCGCCGGAGGAUCCCUGGCUGAACCGGUCUCGAACAUCUACAUUGAGCUGCGGACUCGUUCAGAGAACGCGGUGCUCCUGAAGGCCUCGUGGGGCUCCGACCUGCUCAUGGUGGGUCUCCUGGACUCUUCAGUGCAGGUCGAGAUCCACACCGGCAACAGUCUCGAGACGCUGACCUUCCGGGGAGUUCGCCGAGUGGCUGACGGGGGCUGGCAUCGCGUCAACAUCUCAAUGGCCGAUAAGGCGCGCAAAGCCUCUCCGUGGCUGAUCACCGUGGACGGGAUCACAGACACCAGCAGCUCUCCGGAGGGUGCGGGAAGCCUGCACUUCCUCAAUGAGAAGGGGGCUGUGUUGGCCAUCGCAGAGAGCUUCACCGGCUGCCUGGGUGUCGUGAGAGUGGGUGGAUUCUACCUUCCUUUUAUGGAUAACUACAAAGCACCGCAGCAAACCCAGUUCCACGUCAUUGGAAAACCAAAGAUUCACUUAGGUUGUACCAGUUCCCCCGUUUGUGAUCCAGGUCCUUGUCUAAACGGAGCCACCUGUGAGGACCUCUUCAAUAAGUUCGACUGCGUGUGUGAGCCUGGCUGGGAGGGAGAACAGUGUGAGACGGACACCGACGACUGUGCGUCUCGGCCCUGUGUCCACGGAACCUGUCGGGACUACUUGGCUGGUUUCGAGUGCCGGUGCCACCAAGGAUUUGCCGGCGCCCUCUGCGAAGAGGAUCUCAACGAGUGUGAACAUCACGCCUGUGAACAUGGCGGCACGUGUCGGGACGGACCCAACAUGUACACCUGUGUGUGCCCCAAGGAAUACAGUGGCCCCCUCUGCCAGUGGGACUAUCCUCCCAUACAGUGUGGGAAAGAUGUCCAAUGUGAAAACGAUGGGAUCUGCAGUGACGGGCUGUGGGGAGCCAACUGUACAUGCAUGCCAGGCUUUACCGGCACCAGUUGUGAAACUGAGAUCGACGAGUGUGAGUCCAACCCCUGUCGAAACGGUGGCUCCUGUUUGGACCGAUUCAACAUGUUUGUGUGCGAGUGCUUGCCCGACUACAGUGGUCCGGUCUGUGACACUAACAAACAAGCUCGUAGAGAGGGCAUACCCUGGCUGGUGGUGGCCAUCCCGGUCCUCUGCCUCUCUGUGCUCAUCCUCGCCAUCAGCUUGACCUUCAUGGCGCUCACAGCCAGGAAGAAGCGCCAGUCGGAGGGCGCCUACAGCCCGAGUGCUCAGGAGCUGGCCGGAGCUCGGCUGGAGAUGGACAGUAUGCUCAAGGUGCCACCAGAGGAGCGACUCAUCUGACACCGAGGCUGAGACACCAGCGUUGCUAUAGGUGAUACGAGCAGAGGAUACCUGGUGUUAAGGACAAACAUUGUGGGAUAACGCCCUCUAGCGGUGGAGAACAUGUACUGCUCCAGUCAAAGCUCAGAGAAUAGAAGUCUGGUACAAUUUCCUUUUCUACUAGUAUUGUGCGUAAUUCUGACAAAGACUGUUAGAACGUUGGAACAUUGGAACUAGAACCCUCAAAGGACACAUUUCCAUCAUGUUUUCUAUCUUUGAGCUUCGGCCGGAGCUCUUUUAAUCACCUCAUCUUCCUCUGCAGUGGUUCAAUGGCACCGAGAUGUUUGUCUCCAUGAAACCAACUCUUAAUGUCCAUGUGACAGCAAUCGGAGGAAAAGUGCAUGGAGUUGCAUCUUCCGUUGCUGUCUUUUUUACCGAAUCUGGGUCGAAAUGUGGAAACUUGACUAUUUACAAGUCGGGUGUUUCCAGGCCAAGCAAGGCGAGCAGUGUUUCACUGCUUGACAUCAAUUAGACGAUGUGUGAGCGAACUGCGCUCCCUGUCCCGUACAGGAUCUGAUGUUGCCUUUAUGCAUUCUUUUUGUACUCAAUUGCCUACUUGUGGUGGGGGAUGUCAUAUGUGGAAGCUAAGUCGACCACCAGUCACGUCGUUUUGUCAUUUCCCUGGGUGUGACCCGAUUGUCCCGUUGACACAUCUGGGACUUGUCCAGCAGGGGAGAGAGGAUGAAACCCUGGGAUCUCUGGAGCAACCACAGACGAGUGCUUCUCGUCUGUGGUUGCUUCUCACAUCCUCAGACUUAAAAGAAACCUACUGUAGUUUACACAGAGUAGAGAGGAGCAUUACAAAAAGUAUUACAGAUGUAGACAACAGCCAACCAGGGUAUUCUAGGCUACACUGGAACACAGGAUAAGUGUGUUCAGUCUGUGUGUGUGUGUGUGUGUGUGUGUGUGUGUGUGUGUGUGUGUGUGUGCGCGCACAGAGGACUCCUUUUCAAGAGAAUCAUCCUGUGUAAAACUGGCAAACUUGAAAAAUCCUUUCAGAAAUACAGAAAAAAUAAAUCAAAUGCAUAUUUUUUUAAAUUACUGCUUUUUGUACUUUAACAGUUAGUUGUUGCGUUACUGACAUAUCAAAGUCUAGUUUUCCUUGUAACACAUUUUUUACACAGGCUAUUUCUCUUUGAGUCAGCUCUGAACAGUUUGUAUAUUUAUGUUUAUUCCGAGUUUUGACCUUUGCUGUACUUCGAGUGUUACUGUUUGCGGUUCACGCUCACAAAGGAGUAUCUGAUCACGUUUGUCUCUGCCUCUACAGUUGUACCUUCAAAUGUGUUCACAGUCAGUGAAGAAGAUAUGAAACCCAGGCAAAUUAAAGACAAACUUCCUAUGUAGAUAUGCAUAUGUCUGUAUGAACAGCGGGUUUUCGAAUAUAAAGGUUGAAAUAUUGCAGCAGAUUAAAUAAAAGCAAUCAAAGACCUAUCCUCAAGUUUGAGAGGGUCAAAAAAAUCUUAAGAUGAAAUGUAAUUAGAAAUAUUAGUAUUAGGUCAACAACAAAAAAAUAUGUUCUCAUUUAAGAAGACCUUAGGCUUUGGCUGCACAUUGUUUUCAUUGUUUCAUUCAUAAUGUAUUAUAAACAUGCAAUAAAGUGAAAUGUCCUGAGGUGUCAUAUCUUCAAACAUCAACUCAAACCAUAAUUCACCUACAGCCUCUGCAU